Messenger RNA from Chelonoidis abingdonii (Abingdon island giant tortoise), 5686 nucleotides. It is a transcript of the gene RECQL4, whose product is annotated as RecQ like helicase 4. Gene Ontology annotation, biological process: DNA replication; telomere maintenance; double-strand break repair via homologous recombination. Gene Ontology annotation, molecular function: zinc ion binding; ATP binding; nucleic acid binding. The record is from RefSeq and is a predicted model, not a curated record. Lineage: Eukaryota; Metazoa; Chordata; Testudines; Testudinidae. Gene Ontology annotation, cellular component: nucleus; chromosome; cytoplasm.
AAAUUCUCCCCCUCUUAAGCCAGGAGAAACCCACUGUGUACUGGUGUCUUGCUUCUGGCAACUCCGGAUCAAAGACCCCUGGAUCCGUACAAGGGGGUGGACGGACUUGUCAUGAAGAUGCUUGUUCUGAGUUGAAGCCGCGAUAAACUUGUAAAUAAAAGACUGGAGGGGUGAAGUGCUUAUCCUGCCAGAACCCACGUUAGAAUUGGGGUGAACUGUGCUGGUGCAGUUCUUCAGAGUAGGGCCAGGCCUUCGGCGCCAUGGACAGAUACAAUGAGGUCAAAGUCCUGCUGAAAAAAUGGGAGAUGACAUUUCUUCAGGAGCACCAGAGGAAACCGAGCAAGACCGAUAUGGAAGAGGCUCCAGAGGAGACAAAGAAACUGUACAGAGAGUAUAAAGCACUCAAGCAAGCAAGAGAGCAUCAGGGCUCCCCCGAAUCCAGCUCAGUCUGCCAGCAAGGUGCUAAAGAAACCCCAGGAGUGGAACAGGCACCUGACUCGGGUUGCUGGGGCACACAUCUGAAUCGAGGGCAGACAGCCCCCAAGCUGAGCCACCAGGACCGUGACACCCUAAAGGCGUCUGCGCAGUAUUUUGGAAUGAAGCUGAAAACCAACCUAGGAACAGCCAUAAAGGAGCGUCCUAUAACUUUGAGGAAGUCCUUGACCCCCCGAGGGAAGCCAGCUGUGCCCCUGUUGGAGAAGAGCUCUGACAACAGCAACCAGGGUGCAUCUCCAAAGCCCCCGCAGAUGCCAUCGCUGAAAAGCAGCAAAGACUGCGUUACUAAUGCUGAUCCUGAUGAGCCAGGAGACCUCCUCCUCCCGCCAUCGAUAUCGAGGCUGGCCUCCACCAUCCUCUCUGCAGGGCUGAAGCCAAGCCCUGAGGUGAAUAAAUUCCAGCAGUUGAAGCAGACAGUGGCCCAGAGACUGGGCUCCCUGGAUCCUGGCUGGCUGGACAGGUGUCAGGGCAUCAGGGAGAAAGUAGGGGAGAGAUCAAGAGAGGAAAGUGCUUCUACCUCAAAUGACAGGAACAAAGAUCAGACAGAAGGAGGCUGUGCCCUGCAGGGGAAUGUUGCCCAACCUCUGCGUGACCAUUCCCUGAACCAAACCACUGGAGCUAGGGCUCAGUCCCUGGAAAGCGAGCAUGUUCCACCUCUAGGAAACUGCCUCCUGGGGAGCUGGCAGCUGCAGGAACACCAGGAUCCUUCUAGGAGAAACCGGCAAGGAGCUGCGCUGGAGGGGGAUGAUCUAAUUAAAGGGGGUGGAGAUGACUGCAGGGUGGCUGUGAAGGAUGAGCAGGGCACUAGUGAAACCCAAGGGAACAGCAGGAUGGACUUGUCGCUUGGUGCUGCUGAAAUCAGCAUUGCGAAAGAACGUGUCAGUAAACCCAAGACUCUCCCAAAGGAUGCCCAUCAGGGAACAGAGCAGGAAAAACUUGGUAACCCUGCAGGGAGGCAGGGAGGAGCCUCUUGUAGAACAGGGGAUGGGUCCAGUCAACCCAAGAAGGUCAAAGUGACCAAUAGAAAGAGGCAGCAAAUGGCCAUGGCCAGCAGAGAUGAUGGUGCGGCAGGCCCAGAAGAUGGUGCUGUGGCACCAAAGCGCAGGCGGACCAAUGCAUCAGCCAGAGACAACCCCGUCUCUGUGAAAAAGAAAGCGAGAGGGGCUGUCUGUGAGCCAAAGCCAGGCGAAAACAACUUGGAAGAGGAUGGGGAGGAUGUGGAGGUUAAAGAGGAGAUGGGAAGGGAUGUGCCGAUGCUUUCUGAAAACCUCCUUGGAGAAGUCGAAGGGGAGGGGAAGCACAAAUGGAGCAGCAGAGCCAGCAUCUGCAGGGCCCCUCCAAAGAAGGACGGCAACUUUGUCAGACUCAACCUGAAGAAGAAAUCUCACGUUAAAGGUUACGCGUUGAGAGGACAUCGCCUUCGCAAGCAGGUGUGGAAGCAGAAGUGGCAGAAGAAAGGCGAAUGGUUUGGAGGAGGUGGCAGAUGCUUCGACAGGGGCUCAGAUACCUGCUUCAGAUGCGGUGGAGCAGGGCACUGGGCCUCAGAGUGCAAGGGCAGAGAGCAAGGUCCAGCUGUUGGCCCACAGCCGGAGGAAAACAGCGAAGCUACUGAAGAGGAGAUGCCAUUGCCCACUCUGGAAGAAGUGGCCCAGAUGACUAACACUGCUUACAGCAAGAUCUCAGCUGAGAGCAGAAGCAGCCAAGCGAGGCCCGAGAGGGCUGGCGAGGAGGAGUUAGACCUGCACGUGCAGAGGCCUGUGUAUGAGCCACCCGCUCCGCCCCCACCGAUGGAGCCUCUCUAUGGGCUGGGGCAGGAUGGGAAGGUGAGAGAGACCCCAGAGGAGGUGUUUCAAGCUCUGGCUGAGCUGGGAUACAGUGCCUUCCGCCCGGGCCAGGAGGUGGCUGUCAUGAGGAUUCUCUCAGGUCUGUCCACGCUGGUCGUCCUGUCGACGGGGAUGGGGAAGUCUCUGUGCUACCAGCUCCCUGCGUACUUGUAUGCAAAGCGGUCCAAGUGCAUCACCCUGGUGAUCUCCCCGCUUGUGUCGCUGAUGGAUGACCAGGUUUCGGGGCUUCCCCCACACCUGAAGGCGGUCUGCAUUCACUCCAACAUGUCGAAGAGCCAGCGAGAGGCUGCUAUAGAAAGGGUGAAGGGAGGGAAGGUGCAUGUGCUGUUGCUCUCUCCGGAGGCCCUGGUGGGCGGAGGCAGAGCGGGAUCUAGCUGCCUCCCCUCUGCCGACCAGCUUCCACCCGUGGCAUUUGCCUGUAUCGAUGAAGUGCACUGCGUCUCCGAGUGGUCCCACAACUUCCGCCCGUGCUACCUGCGGCUCUGUAAGGUUCUUCGGGAUCGCCUAGGGGUGCGCUGCCUUCUGGGCCUUACAGCCACGGCCACGCUAGCCACAGCACAGGACGUGGCCCAUCACUUGGGCAUCCGGGAGGAGGAGGGGAUAGCGGUGCGCUCUGCUGCCGUUCCCCCAAACCUGCACCUUUCGGUCUCGACGAACAGGGACAAGGAUCAGGCCCUGGUCUCGUUGCUGCAGGGGGAGAGAUUUGGGGGCCUGGACUCGGUCAUUGUUUACUGCACACGGCGGGAGGAGACGGCCCGCAUUGCGGCGCUGAUCCGCACGCGCCUCCAGGGCGUAACGCUCAGGGAGUCCACGACUGCUGAGGAGCAGCACCAGGAUGACAGCGCUGGGAAGAGGAAGAAAGCCAAGGCUAAGAAGAGCAUCCGAUGCCCUCUGAAGUGGAUCGCCGAUUCCUACCACAGCGGCAUGUCCGCCAUCGAGCGCCGCCGGGUCCAGAACAACUUCAUGUGCGGCCAGCUGCGCAUCGUGGUGGCCACGGUGGCCUUUGGCAUGGGGCUAGACAAGUCCUACGUGCGUGGGAUCGUGCACUACAACAUGCCCAAGAACUUUGAGAGCUACGUGCAGGAGAUCGGCCGGGCGGGGCGGGAUGGGAAGCCAGCGCAUUGCCAUCUCUUCUUGGAUCCGGAGGGCGGGGAUCUGCAUGAGCUCAGGCGACACAUCUACGCUGACACUGUGGAUUUUUUCACCAUUAAGAAGCUAGUGCAGAAGGUUUUCCCUCGCUGCAAGUGCCUGGAGCUUCACCGCAAACAACAGGACCUCAGCAGGGGGGGCGAGGUGUUGGACACUGAGAUGAUGGAGCUCAUGAGAGCCGGUGAGGAGCAGGCAUGUCGGGAUGACGGGAUGAGUGGGCAGCAGCGAGUGUGUUAUAAACAUGAGCGCGCCAUCCCCAUGCAGCAGACAGUGGAGUCCCUGGACAUCCGAGAGGAAGGCAUUGAGACCCUGCUGUGUUACCUGGAGUUGCAUCCGCAGUGCUGGGUGGAGAUGCUGCACCCCACUUUCUCCUCCUGCCGGGUGGUGUGUUAUGGGGGCCCCCAGCAGCUCAGGGCAACCGCACAAAGCUCCCCGCCCGUCGCAGUGUGUCUGGCCCAGGAGCGUCUGGCAGGGGUGGAUCACACGCACGCCAGCUCUGUGGAGUUCGACGUGAUUGCACUCAGCGACUCCAUGGGCUGGGAGGUUCUGCCGGUGAAGCGAGCCCUGCGCCAGCUCCAGUGGAGCACACAGCUGCAGAAAGGUUGCCAUGGAACUGGGAAUAGUGGUAUCCUGGUGGAAUUCGGCAACCUGUCCUUUCACCUGCGCUCCUAUGGAGACCUCACAGACCAGGAAAUGGACUCUGUGUGCAACUUCCUGCACCACCGGGUGACGGCGCGGGAAACAGCCACUCUCUGUCAGCUCCAAGCCUGCUUCAGGGCCUUCCAGAGUGUGGCCUGCCAAGCCAGUGCCCUGUACUCGGAGCAUGUGGACGAGGAGAGGAGCUCCCGACUGAAGGCCUUGUUGAUGGACUAUUUUGAGAAGAAACCUGCACUGGACGAGACCGAGCUAAUGUUCAGGGAAGACGAGGAAGCAGAAGAUCUCAAUAACAUUAAACUGCAGGAGUGGGAAGGGCAGAUCCGCUCAGACAUCCGGAAUUUCUUGUCUAUCCGCCAGGAUGAGAAGUUCUCUGGCAGAGCUAUUGCCAGGAUAUUUCACGGCAUUGGGAGCCCAUGUUACCCCGCUCAGGUCUAUGGACGAGACCGCAGGUUCUGGAGGAAAUACAUCCACUUUGACUUCACUAGAAUCAUGCGCCUGGCCACCGAGGAGAUUAUCCGAUGCAAAUGAGUCUGCGAGGGCAGGGGUGUGAGCCACGGAACAUCAGCCACUGACCAGCAGGGCAAUGGAAUGACACAACAGCCACCAGAGCAAAGCCAGGGAGCUCUGCAGGCCAUGGCUCUGUGUGCCAUUGCUCCUGUGUCCCAUUCACCUCACUGCAGAUCCCAGGAUCUCCACGAGGGACCUUGAUCUAAUGGCUGUGUCACGAUUCUAGUCCCAGUUAACCCAGCACUGGGAACCAGGGCACCCACUUGCAUUGGGGAUUCCUCUGCAGAUCCCACCAGGCGAGGUACCUGCUUUUCAGAAGUGGAAAGGAUACGCCGUGGGCUGUGCUCAAAGGAGGCUGGGCGAGAGAAUGGUUAGAGCCUGACGGUGGCUGGAAGGAAGAGGCUUUGGGCGAUUAUCCAGUUGACUGUAUAUAAAUGUCCCUUUUAAGGUUCAGUCCCCUAGAGCUGCCCCAAGCAAACGCACCUCUCUCGCUCAGGGAGGCGAGUCACCAGCCCUGUGUGCUUGGGGCUUAUCUUGUCUUCCCACUUUUCAGGGCUAACUCUACUAUGGUGUUCUACUCAUUUUUGCAAAAUUGUACAACAUCUGAACACAUUUCCUGCCUGAGCCCUGGGUACAGCCGGACUUUUCUUAGACAUGGGCUGUGAAUAGACACGUUCCGUUCCCACAGGAUAUUCAAUAACCAUCUUGGGAGGGGGCAACAUUUGGCCAGUUCAGGAGGGGGUUGAAUGCUGUCCAUACAUUUUGAUGGUGCAGGGGAGGUGGAAUGCCCCUCCCAACGUGCUAUAACGUGUGUAAAAAGUUAACAGACGUUCAUGUCUAUAUUUAUGUCCGAGCUUUGACUGUUGUGGUGUUUGCCUUCGCUAACAAUUGUCUGUUGCUCAGUGUCCGUUCCAAUGCCUUUGGAGUGUCUUCUCAGUGCUGUUCUGUUUCCACUGACCAGCUGGAAUCUGUUUCUCCUCUUCCAUCUGGGACCGUGUUUGGGUUUUAUAUUCACACUAAUAAACAGUGACUUU